UUGAGUAUAAAGAGACAGAUGCAUGUGGAAGGGCUAGUACAUAGAGAAAGAAGCCACGAGAAGACUUUACUCAAACCAAGAGGAGAGAAGCACAUAUUUGGAGAGCUUGAGGUGGACAUAUUCUAAGAUAAAGUUCAAACAAGACUAUCCUAGUAAAGAUGCCAGGGAAAGCCGGUACCAUGGAGGAGGAAGCGGAGACCUUUGCCUUCCAGGCUGAGAUCGCUCAGCUUAUGUCUCUGAUCAUCAACACCUUCUACUCCAACAAAGAGAUCUUCCUUAGGGAGCUCAUCUCCAACUCUUCCGAUGCCUUGGACAAAAUCCGAUAUGAAAGCUUGACAGACCCAACCCGACUUGAGACCUGCAAGGAGCUGAAGAUUGAAAUCAGACCCGACCUGCGCACUCGCACCCUCACCCUGAUCGACACCGGCGUCGGCAUGACCAAGGCCGACCUGAUCAACAACCUGGGAACCAUCGCCAAGUCUGGCACCAAGGCCUUCAUGGAGGCCCUGCAGGCGGGAGCCGACAUCUCCAUGAUCGGACAGUUCGGCGUGGGUUUCUACUCAGCCUACCUGGUGGCGGAGAGGGUGACCGUCAUCACCAAGCACAACGAUGAUGAGCAGUACAUCUGGGAGUCAGCAGCUGGAGGCUCCUUCACAGUCAAAGUUGACACCGGGGAGGACAUUGGCCGCGGCACCAGGGUGAUCCUGCACCUCAAGGAGGACCAGUCUGAAUACUGUGAGGAGAAACGCAUCAAGGAGGUGGUGAAGAAGCACUCGCAGUUCAUCGGUUACCCCAUCACCCUUUACGUUGAGAAGGCCAGGGAGAAGGAGGUGGACCUGGAGCAGGGAGAGGAGGAGCCGGAGAAGGAGAAGGAUGCGGAUAAGGACAAGGACGCGCCAAAGAUCGAGGACGUGGGCUCGGACGAGGAUGAGGACACCAAGGACAGCACGAAGAAGAGGAAGAAGAUGGUCAAGGAGAAGUACAUGGAUGCCGAGGAGCUGAACAAGACCAAGCCCAUCUGGACCCGUAACCCAGACGACAUCACGAACGAAGAGUACGGAGAGUUCUACAAGAGUCUCACCAAUGACUGGGAGGACCACCUGGCCGUCAAGCACUUUUCCGUGGAGGGCCAACUGGAGUUCCGUGCGCUGCUCUUCCUGCCCAGGAGGGCUUCCUUCGACCUCUUUGAGAACAAGAAGAAGAAGAACAACAUCAAGCUGUACGUGCGCAGGGUCUUCAUCAUGGACAACUGCGACGAGCUGAUGCCCGAGUAUCUCAACUUCAUAAAGGGUGUGGUGGACUCUGAGGACCUCCCCCUGAACAUCUCCCGAGAGAUGCUGCAGCAGAGCAAGAUCCUGAAGGUCAUCCGGAAGAACCUGGUGAAGAAGUGCCUGGAUCUCUUCACCGAGCUGGCCGACGACAAGGAGAACUACAAGAAGUGCUACGAGCAGUUCUCCAAGAACAUCAAGCUUGGUAUCCAUGAAGACGCCCAGAACAGGAAGAAGCUGUCGGAGCUCCUCCGAUACUACACCUCCACCACUGGUGAUGAGAUGGUCUCCCUCAAGGACUACGUGUCUCGCAUGAAGGAGAACCAGAAACACAUCUACUACAUCACCGGUGAGACCAAGGACCAGGUGGCCAACUCUGCCUUUGUGGAGCGCCUCCGCAAGGCCGGGCUGGAGGUCAUCUACAUGAUCGAGCCCAUUGAUGAGUACUGCGUCCAGCAGCUGAAGGAGUACGACGGCAAGAACCUGGUGUCGGUCACCAAGGAGGGCCUGGAGCUGCCCGAGGACGACGACGAGAAGAAGAAGGGGGAGGAGCUGAAGCUUAAGUUUGAAAAUCUCUGCAAGAUCAUGAAGGACAUCCUUGAUAAGAAGAUUGAGAAGGUCUCCGUCUCCAACCGCCUGGUCUCCUCCCCUUGCUGCAUCGUCACCAGCACGUACGGCUGGACCGCCAACAUGGAGCGGAUCAUGAAGUCCCAGGCCCUCCGAGACAACUCCACCAUGGGCUACAUGACGGCAAAGAAGCACCUGGAGAUCAACCCCACGCACCCCAUCUUGGAGACCCUGAGGCAGAAGGCGGAGGUGGACAAGAACGACAAGGCCGUGAAGGACCUGGUGAUCCUCCUGUUCGAGACCUCCCUGCUGUCUUCUGGGUUCACACUGGAGGAUCCCGCCACACACGCCAACCGCAUCUACAGGAUGAUCAAGCUGGGUCUGGGUAUUGAUGAUGAUGAGGCUGCGAUUGAGGAAAUCAUUCAGCCCAGUGAGGAGGAUAUGCCCGUGUUGGAAGGGGACGAAGACACAUCAAGAAUGGAGGAAGUUGAUUAAAUUAUUGUGUACUUAUGUGCCGUCAACUUUCCUUCAACUUCGUCUUUUUUUUUUAAUAGCAUUAGUUCUUCCAGAUAUAUUUUAUUUUACAAAACUGCAAUAUUUUUUAAAAUGUCAUUUUAGCAAAUUGUAACUACCUUAAUUCAUAUUAUUAUAACAGUCCACCAUGGUUAUAUUCUAAAUCAGGUGUCUAAUUCAGACCUAAUCAAAAUGUUUUGAUUUCGAUCAGUCUUUUUGUACCUGUUAAAUGUUUUUUAAGAAAGAAAUCCGAUUUAUAAUAAAAAUGUAUUUAUACAUGUUCUAAAA
This is a messenger RNA of Gadus macrocephalus (Pacific cod), 2636 nucleotides long. RefSeq names its product heat shock protein 90, alpha (cytosolic), class A member 1, tandem duplicate 1 (gene hsp90aa1.1). Gene Ontology annotation, molecular function: ATP binding; ATP-dependent protein folding chaperone; ATP hydrolysis activity. Bases 159 to 2330 code for a protein of 723 amino acids. Gene Ontology annotation, cellular component: perinuclear region of cytoplasm; plasma membrane; myelin sheath. Lineage: Eukaryota; Metazoa; Chordata; Actinopteri; Gadiformes; Gadidae. Gene Ontology annotation, biological process: cellular response to heat; protein stabilization; protein folding. The record is from RefSeq and is a predicted model, not a curated record. The transcript has 11 exons.